Molecule: messenger RNA, 1074 nt
Organism: Rhizophagus irregularis DAOM 181602=DAOM 197198
Lineage: Eukaryota; Fungi; Glomeromycota; Glomeromycetes; Glomerales; Glomeraceae
Source: RefSeq, a predicted model, not a curated record
AUGGAUUUUCCAAAGUAUGAUGGAAAUGUUAAUCCAAAUGAAUGGAUAAACGAUAUUCAAAAAUAUUUGAGACUUAAGAAUAUUAGUAAUAAAUAUAAUGAACAUUUAGAGAUUGCUAUAUUAUUAAUAGAUUCUUCAAUAUCACUUCCACCAGGAAUCGAUAGUUUUGGUAAACUACGUAAAGCACUUAGAGAAGAUAUUUCUUUUACAAUAUUUAAGAAUACCAAUAAAAGAAAGUUACAAUCAUUAAAAUAUAUACCUGAAAGUAGUUCUGGCGAUACUUCAAAAUUCAUUUCUACUUUUCGUAAAUUAUGUUAUAAUGCAGAAAUUAAUGAUAUAGAAGAACAAAAGAAAUAUCUUAAUAAAUCACUUCCAAUGAAUGAAUAUUUUUCAGAAGAAUUUUAUGAAAGAGUGAAAUAUGUAAAUUCAACUAAUGAAUUAAUUGGAGAAUUUGAAAAUAUUGUUGCAGAAGAAUCAAUAAUGAUUAAAAGUGAAUCUAUUGUAGCAUUAAAACAUGUUUCUACAGGAAAUUAUUUAAGUUCAAUUAAUGAUUUACGUUAUACAACUGGAAGCACAAGUCAAUUGACUUUUGCAGGAAGUCCAGUACCUAAUCCAAAUUCAUUAUGGAAAAUUAAAUUUGACAAAGAAUUAGCCUCUUAUGCUGAUACUCCUAUAAAGUUACAACACGUCAAAUCCAAUAAAUUUCUUGGAAUAUAUUAUUAUGAAUAUGAUAAUAAUGGUAGAUAUGUUGAUGAUUAUCAUUUAUCUCCCUCAACAAAUCAUACAGAAGUGAGUUGUAAUAAUCCUAAGGAUGAUAAAUAUUGGUUUGAGGAUUGGAAAUUAUAUCAUAGUAAAUUAGAACAAGGUUAUUUAAUGUCAAAUGAUAUUAUUAAUCUUAGCGUUAAAAAAUCUACUCAAAGUAGUUUAGUUGAAUUCCUACGUAGUCGUGAUGUUCAAUUUACUAUUGGAGAUGAUACUUUUCAAGAAGUUAUUUGCCAUAAUGAAAGAUUAGGAAAUGAUGAUGACUGGUGUAUUGAACUUAUUAAACAACAUGUUUGGACUGUAGAUAUGUGA